Messenger RNA from Silurus meridionalis, 3567 nucleotides. It is a transcript of the gene nfx1, whose product is annotated as nuclear transcription factor, X-box binding 1. The coding region runs from base 209 to 3487 and encodes 1092 amino acids. The transcript has 24 exons. Gene Ontology annotation, molecular function: RNA polymerase II transcription regulatory region sequence-specific DNA binding; zinc ion binding; DNA-binding transcription factor activity, RNA polymerase II-specific. Gene Ontology annotation, biological process: negative regulation of transcription by RNA polymerase II. The record is from RefSeq and is a predicted model, not a curated record. Gene Ontology annotation, cellular component: nucleus. NCBI's taxonomy places the organism in Eukaryota, Metazoa, Chordata, Actinopteri, Siluriformes, Siluridae.
UCCUCGAGGUCUUCUCCUGGGGUGAUGACGUAACGGCUGCGAGCUCCGUCGUCUUCUCUGAUUGGUUGAACGCGCCUAGCGAAUGACUUUUAGCCCUGUUUACUGUUAGCUAGCGACAGGCACUUCAUUUGCGUUUGACAGCCGGUAGAGGAGACGCCGCAGAAAUAUUUAGAGAACAAAUAUCUUUGUUUUCUUUUCAUGUAUCCGAAUGGCUGAAACCUCAGAGACAGGCAAAGAUAAUCCUGAUUAUGCAUCCACGAGGCCCAGCCAGUCAGCGUCCCGAAGGGGUCAUCCACGGUCAGGCCACAAUCGAAAGCGUGGAGGUCAAGGUAGAGCGCAUGCAAGUUCAGGACAUUUAAAUCAAGCCACAUAUCCAGAAGAGCAGAAUGAUUUCUCUGACCAUGCAGCUGCAGACACACCACACAACAACUCAUCUACCAGAUGUGAAACAAGGGGAGGGAGGGGAAGAGGGAGAGGAGGGAGGGGAGGUCGGGGUAAUGGUGAGCGUUGGUUCCAUGGUCCAAGAUGGCCAAGAACUAAAGGUGAUAAUGGCUCCACAGUCCAGGAUAAUGGCGCAUAUGUUGGCCAGCAACCAAUGACCUCACCUGCGUACAGAUCCACGGAGGUGGAGGAUCAGCAAAAAAACCCUGAAGAAUCCUACAUGGGCAAGUUCCAACAUGAACCCAGAGAAACCUGGCCACCAAUGCCCAGGAGAGGCAGAGAUGCAAGAAAGCCAUUACCCAGACAUAAAGAGGGCAAUCAGGACAAUCCUGCAGCAGAGGUCGAUUAUAUAGCCAGUGUAGUGCCCACUGAACUAGAACAUGGGCACAGGAACAACAGAGGAUUUAGAGCAGGAGGAGGAGGAGGAGAAAGACAAGGUUACCCAAGGAAGAAGGGGCCUGCCUCUCAUGCUAGCAGCCAAGGGAACUGGAGAGAGAGAGAUCCACCACAAGUGGAUAUGGACAAGGAGAAACCAAGAGAAGACAAGGCCAGAGGAAGCAAAGAGGAGCCUAACCGGAGAGGUGGAGCAAGUGGAAAAGACCAGUGGAGGAAACCCCAAUUUCAAGAGCAAGGACAAAAGAGAGGAGGGCAUACUGAGAGGAGGACUGGGCCAGUGAAACGUGUAGAGCCACCCAAGAACAAAGAGACCCAAACUGGGUGCCUCAUUGAGCAAUUGACUGAAGAGAAGUACGAGUGCAUGGUGUGCUGUGAUGUGAUUCGUGUCAUGGCUCCCGUUUGGAGCUGUCAGAGCUGCUUCCACGUCUUCCACCUGAACUGCAUCAAGAAAUGGGCUCGUUCCCCUGCCUCACAGGCAGACGAGACUGGCAAAGGCUGGCGUUGUCCUGCUUGCCAAAAUGUGGCGUUAAAAUUUCCAACGUCUUACAUCUGUUUCUGUGGGAAGGUGACCAAUCCGGAGUAUCAGCACAGAGAGAUUCCACACAGCUGUGGUGAAGUAUGUGGGAAGAAGAGGAGUAGUGGAGACUGCAAUCACCGCUGCAACAUUUUAUGCCACCCAGGCCCUUGUCCACAGUGUCCAGCAUUUACCACCAAAUCUUGUGUUUGUGGAAGAAUCAGUAAGCAAGUGCGCUGCAGUCAGACAGGAGCUUUGUGCUGUGACCAGGAAUGUGGCGCUCAGUUAAACUGCAAGAAGCACCACUGUACACAGAUUUGUCACCAGGGCCUUUGUCAGCCCUGCCAGCUCCAGGUCCAGCAGGUGUGUUACUGCGGGGCGAUGCAAAGGGAGGAGGCAUGUGGUACCGAUUCGGCUAGCUUCGACGGAUUUGGAUAUUUCUCCUGCAACAAGCCAUGUGGCAAGAUUCUGGAAUGCCAAGCCCACCACUGCCAGCAGGUGUGCCACCCAGGCAGGUGCCAGCCAUGUCCUCGCUUGCCCAUUCUGGUGUGUCGCUGCCCCUGUGGACAGACAGCCAUAGCUAAACUCCUGGAGCUGGGCUAUCCAGAGAGACGGUGUUGCACUGACCCUAUUCCAUCUUGUGGAAAGAUGUGCAGCAAGCCCCUGCCUUGCGGUGACGUAGACACUAUUCAUCUGUGUGAUAAACUUUGCCAUGAAGACAAAUGUGGUCCGUGUGCUCUCACCUCCACCAUUAAGUGCAAAUGUGGCAUUAAAACCAAGGAGGUACCAUGUGCUUUGAUCCAUAGUGAAGACGAGUUGCUGUUUACCUGUGAGAGACGUUGCAACAAGAAGCGCUCGUGUGGCAGACACAAGUGUGGAGAGAUAUGCUGUGUGGACACUGAGCAUAAAUGCACAAUUAUCUGUGGCUACAAGCUCAAUUGUGGCCUCCACCGGUGUCAGGAGGUGUGUCACAGAGGAAACUGCCAGCCCUGCUGGCAAACCAGUUUUGAUGAGCUGGCCUGCUACUGUGGUGAAACUGUGAUGUUCCCACCCAUCCCCUGUGGUACCAAACCUCCAGAGUGCAAAAACCCCUGCACACGCCAGCAUGACUGUGAUCACCCAGUUAUGCACUCCUGUCACAGCGAGGAGAAAUGCCCUCCCUGUACCUACCUCACCAAGAAGUGGUGCAUGGGCAACCACGAGCAAAGAAGUAAUAUCCCAUGUCACCUCCAGGAGAUCUCAUGUGGUCUGGUCUGUAAUAAAUUGUUGUCCUGUGGCUUUCACCACUGCAAAAGAAUAUGCCAUCGUGGAGAGUGCCAAACUGAAGGAGACUGUAAGCAGCCUUGCCCACACCCUAGAUCCGAGUGUGGGCACCCCUGUAACGCUCCAUGCCACCCUGGCACCCCCUGCCCCCACUCUACCUGCACUGCCAGGGUGGCAAUGCAGUGCGAAUGUGGACGCAGGAAGGAGACUAUACCCUGUACUGAGGCAGCCUGCUCCUCUCAGAGAUAUGCAGCUAUUGCCAUGGCGAGUAAGUUGUCAGAUAUGCAGUUAGGAGAGUCUGUGAACAUUGCCCAGCUUACCAAGAAGAACCAGAAACAGGCCAGACUAGAAUGUGAUCAGGAGUGCGCUACCCUGGAAAGAAAUCGACGACUUGCGGAGGCACUCCAGGUCGAUCCAACAGUCGAUCCAUUCAAUAAAUCCUCCACGUGCAAAUACAGCGAUUCUCUCAAAGAUGAUGCCAGAAGGGACUUCAAGUUUGUCAGUGAGGUGGAAGAGGAAAUCAGGAAUCUGGUGGAACUAGCAAACAAGGGUAAACAGCCAAAGAGGAGUCACAGUUUCCCACCCAUGAAGCGAGAUCAGCGGAGAAUUGUUCACGAGCUGGCCGAGGUGUAUGGAUUAGAGAGCGUCAGCUAUGAUGGCGAGCCCAAACGCAAUGUUGUUAUCACAGCUUUCAGGGGGAAAUCUGCAUGCCCUACCUCCACUCUGACUGCUCUAAUCGAGAGAGAGACUGCGACCCGGGCCCCACCACCCAUUGCCCAUAUCAAACAAUACAGCAGCAAGGCUGACAGUAGAAAUGCUUGGCGGAGGAACUCUAGAGAGGAGGCUAUUGAUUACUUUGACGUUCAGGAUUGAUUAAAACUGUGAUGCAUCCACACUAAUGGUCACUGUUCAGUUCACUGUAACCACAUCAAAUAAAACUGGGCACAUGUUGA